This is a messenger RNA of Amphimedon queenslandica, 532 nucleotides long. RefSeq lists its product as uncharacterized. Lineage: Eukaryota; Metazoa; Porifera; Demospongiae; Haplosclerida; Niphatidae. Bases 61 to 483 code for a protein of 140 amino acids. The record is from RefSeq and is a predicted model, not a curated record. The transcript has 4 exons.
GAGAUUACUGAGUUAUUGGAGAAGAAUGGUAAAAUUACACUAAAAUUUGUGGGGGUAAAUAUGGAGCGUCACCAUCGUCUGCUUAACAACUGUACCAAGCAAGGUGAUGUGGAAAGAGUGAAAUCAAUCCUGCAAGAUCUGAGUCAGUUUCCACCAACAACUAAAUUUGAGCUCUGCUGUCAGGUCAAUGGGCAUAUCUUAUUAAAGGAUUAUGAAACAGCUCUGUCUCUGGUCUCAUCUGUGAAUGAGGAAAAGAAUCAAUCUUUAAUGAUACCAGAGACUGUCUUAAAGGAGUUUAAUGAUGUACUGGAGAAAGAAGAAAAAAGAGAAGAGUUACAAAGACUACAAGAGAUUACUGAGUUAUUGGAGAAGAAUGGUAAAAUUUCAUUUAAAGUUGUGAUGCAAAAUCUGGAGCUUUACUAUCAUAGGCUCAACAACUCUAUCAAGCAAGUUAGUGAUAAGUCUGAAUUCAUAUUUAUUUAGUCAAACCUCUGAAUCUCUUUUUAAAGACCUGUAUGUAAUACGAUUUACC